This is a messenger RNA of Plasmodium gonderi, 1044 nucleotides long. Its product is annotated as variable surface protein. Lineage: Eukaryota; Apicomplexa; Aconoidasida; Haemosporida; Plasmodiidae. The transcript has 3 exons. The record is from RefSeq and is a predicted model, not a curated record. Bases 1 to 1044 code for a protein of 347 amino acids.
AUGGAUAACGCAACAACUAAGGAAAAAAUUUUCGAUUUUACUGGUAUAUUUCCCAAUUGUAGAAAUGAUUUUAAUAAUUGUUGGGAAAGACGACUCAGAGAUCUGAGACAAAUAUAUAAUCAGUAUUCCCCGGUGUGCCGUGAUUAUCAAAAUGAUAUUAGAGCAUAUCAUGUUGGUAAUCAAGAUUUUCAAACUGAUUGUAUAGCACUAGGUUUAUAUUUAAAUUUUAUAGAUGAUAAAAAAAAAAGUUCAGUUGAAAAAUUAUAUUUAGAAGCAUCUUGUAAAUAUUUCUUUUACAAGUUAAAACACUUAGUUCACAAACAUAAGGGUACGUGUCAUAAUACAGUUGAAUGUUACAAUGAGUUUAUUAAAAAGAAUGAAAAAAAAGAUGUACACAGAAUAUCAGUGCCCCAAAUUUGCCUUCAAUAUGCCAAUAAUAAUGAUAUUGAUGAAUAUACAUUUAAAAUAUUGGGACAACUUGAUAAUCUGUAUGAUUUAAUUGAGAUUUUUAAAAAGAGAGAACAUAGAACGUAUACCAAUGUUAAAAAAUUUGAUUCGAAUAUUAACAAUUUAGAAAAAUAUUCAGCUACAUAUAAUAAGAGCCUUAAUGAAGAAUUAGAAAAAAUUUUUAAAGUAUUUAAAGAUUUCUUUAACACUUGGUCUACAUGUUGGUAUGGUAAGAGUGCCUUGCCUUACUUCUCUAACAAAUGGAGAGAUAGGAAAACAUUCAGAGGUACAGAAAAAAUCAGAAAUGAAAUUACAAGGGUAAAUACAAGCACGGAAAUAAGUGCAAGUAUAGGAACAAGGACAAGUACAGGAACUAGUACGGGAGUAAUUUUUUUUUGUUUUGCAAUUAUACCAAUUUUGUUUAUUUUGUAUAAAUAUAUAUCUUAUGGAUCAUUUUUACAACCCAGCGUAAGAAAGCUAAAAAGAAGGUUUAAUAAAAAAAAUAGAUAUCAUCAAAACUUAAUGGAUUCAUUUCAUGGGAAAAAACAUAAUUUAAAUUAUAAUGAUUACCGAAUAGCAUGUAUCUCAGAGGACUAA